This is a messenger RNA of Ciona intestinalis (vase tunicate), 1437 nucleotides long. The record is from RefSeq and is a predicted model, not a curated record. Lineage: Eukaryota; Metazoa; Chordata; Ascidiacea; Phlebobranchia; Cionidae.
CCUAAUUGAUUUUAAUAUUUUACAGUAAGGCCUGUAUGUUUUGUAGGCGUUUGUAUUUUGUGUAAUAGUCAGUGUUAGUUCAAAGAAAAUUGAAUAAGAUGGAAAAAUCUAUUUGGAGCGACUUUUUACCCCACAGUUCGGAAGUGGACUGGUGUGAGAACAAUUACGCAACAAUACCAAUUAUUGCCGAAUUUUGGAACACUGUAAGCAAUUCCAUAUUUUUUAUCAUUCCACCCCUGCUAAUCUACCUGUUCAAGCAAUAUUCUCGACAAGUGUGCUCAUCAGUUAACCUUGUGUGGGUUCUACUCAUAUUUGUUGGUGCUGGCUCCGUGUAUUUUCACUCAACUUUAAGCCUUGUUGGCCAGUUAAUUGAUGAAAUAGCAAUACUAUGGGUGUGUCUCGCUGCAUUAGCCACUUGGCUACCAAGCAAAUAUCUCCCUUCGAUUCUCAGAUCAGACAGGCGAAAUUUCCAAGCUAUAAUAGCUGGCGUUGCUGUAGUGAGUACUUGUCUUGCUCUCGUGAAACCAGAACUUAACCACGGACUAUUGUUCAUGUUUGGGGUACCAGGAACUGUAUUGCUGGUGUUAGAGUUGAGAAGUUGCGAGUGCCCGUUGGUUCUACAUGUCGGUACAAUGUCAGCUAUAUGGUGGUGCGUUGCAGUGCUAUGUUGGGUCAGUGAUAGAUUUUUGUGCAAUUUCCUGCAGUUCCCAUAUCUACACAGUGCAUGGCAUAUCAUGGUUUGUCUUGCUUCUUACAUGGCGUGUGUGUGUUACGCUUACUUCUACGCGACAAACGAGGUCCCGGAGCAGUGUCCUCGUUUAAGGUUCUGGCCGCACGAUCGUCAUACAUGGUUCGGCAUUCCGUACGUUUCCCUGUUAGUCACAAGCGUCAAGUCUCAUAAAAAUCUCUAAGUUUCUGUUUCUUCUAUUCCUCUUUAACGUUGUCUUUUUGUUUUGUGAACUUUUUUUCUAGGUUUUUGAAAUCAAAUUUAAUGAUAUUUUUUCAUGUUUUUUUUUCUCCUAAAUCUGGUGCUCUGUCCUUAAAGAACAAGUUUUGUAUUUAUUUAUUUAUGUCAACAUGUAUAUACAAUGUUUGAUGUGUCUGUCUGUCUGUAAAAUCAGAAAAAAAAUCAAAAAUUCAUUUUAUUUUUAUGUUUGCGUUCAUGUGAUUUUACUUUUUAUUGUUAUUGUAGGAUUUUAACUCAAACACAAUGAUAUUUAUCUCUGUCUUAUCAAUCACAGUAUUUUCAUUGUUUGAAACAAAUAUACAGCACUUUCUUAUGCUUGAUAACCAAAAUUUUAUCAAUCAUUUUUCGUUCUACUUUUACGUUUGUUUUGCACCAAGAAACAAAUUCAUGUUUAUUUUGCAUUUGCUGUGUGUCAUUUUGCUGUGUUGAACGUUGAAAAGGUAAAAGGCGGAAUUAAAAUAUCUGUAAAG